Molecule: messenger RNA, 427 nt
Organism: Aspergillus japonicus CBS 114.51
Lineage: Eukaryota; Fungi; Ascomycota; Eurotiomycetes; Eurotiales; Aspergillaceae
Exons: 3
Coding region: 128-427 (99 amino acids)
Source: RefSeq, a predicted model, not a curated record
UUUUUUCCCUACCACCCAAUCUCCCCUCAACCACUUCCAUCCGUUUAUUUAAUCUGUCAUUGAAAUCGCGCUUCUUCGAAACCGCUACCCUUCUCUCCUCUAUUCUGUUCUAGAUACUGAAGCCAUCAUGCUCAUCACCCGCGGAUUCUCCCUAACGAACUUCGUCAUCGCCAGCUCGGCCCUCUGUUUCCAGGUCUUUGUCCUCUAUCCCUGGCACCACAAGCUCGAGGACGACUUCAAGGAGCUCAAGCAGGAACACUUGCGGCUGCUGAAGGAGAAUGAGGAUAGCCGGGUGAAAGAAUUGAAGAGUAUCAAGGAACAUCUCGGUCUCCUCCACCAGAAGGCUCAAGCGGUACAACGUGCGGUGAUAUCCACGAGUAUGAUCGGCUGGAAAAGACCAGUCGUGCCAGAUCAAUAUCACAUUUAA